Lates calcarifer (barramundi perch) is the source of this 2326-nucleotide messenger RNA. It is a transcript of the gene stmnd1, whose product is annotated as stathmin domain containing 1. The transcript has 5 exons. Gene Ontology annotation, biological process: neuron projection development; regulation of microtubule polymerization or depolymerization; microtubule depolymerization. Lineage: Eukaryota; Metazoa; Chordata; Actinopteri; Centropomidae. Gene Ontology annotation, cellular component: cytoplasm; neuron projection. The coding region runs from base 708 to 1406 and encodes 232 amino acids. The record is from RefSeq and is a predicted model, not a curated record. Gene Ontology annotation, molecular function: tubulin binding.
GACUGAAAUCAGCUCUACAAACAAACACAAAAAUCAUUGCAAACAUCAAUUCAAAGAGAAUCAUUUUAACAUUUUCUUUGGUCUUUCGUUCAUUCUGUUCAUUGUCUUGUGUUGCCUCAAAAACUAGUAGAUUAGUGCUGAAUAACAGACAUGUUAAAUACCUGAUAAAUGGUUUUUAUUAUUUAUAUAGUGGUUGAUUUAAUUUUAAUAUUCUGAGGAAAUACCCUAAAUUAAUAAAUCAUGUACUGUUUCACCACUAAUUCAUUCCUGCACCCAGCACUGUAAGAUGCUUUUGAUCAGCAUUUAGACUGUCAUGCUGGGAAAUUAAAAAGAGUCAAAUGAACCAAUAACAUAUCAAACAUUACAGAGUUGAGUCGUUUGACCUCAGUAUUUCUAAAACUGAAGAAGAGUCCUGUGUGUAGUCUAUCAGUGUCUGAUGAAAAGUGUAUCAGUGCAGCAUCCCAAGUGUGAGUCGGUGUUUUGUAGUUUGUUGUUCCCGGGUGUCACCUCUUUAACCGGGUCACGUUUAUUGUAGCAACGGCCCCUUAGCAACGCACCGGGUCCAUGGAGACCGUCGGUCCCUUCGUGUGAAGGAAUGCCAGGCUACACGGGUCAAUAUACAGAGAGAGGAAACACACCGAGGACGGAUUAAACCUGACAUUUAUGACUUUUAUGGACUUAUUUCACGUCGUGGCUUUGGGGUGAACAUGGGAUGCAGCAGCUCCACAAACACCGCGGUCCAACCGCUGACACAGGAGGAGGUGAAUGGAGGCGAGGAUGAGACAGGAAGUAAACUCGGUGGUCGUGGAGACUCUGCCGUGUCAAAGGGCACCACAGACAGCGGGGUGGUGAUGGAGAACAAGGAGAUCCCCGAGCUACCUGGAGCGGUGCCCAGAAAACUUCCUCCUCUAACAUCUGAGUGUGUCAGAGAAACAGCCAGCCCAGGUCUGCUGAGACGGGACAGCGCAGGGCAGGAGCGUCAAAAGUCCAGUGAGAUCCUGGAGGAGCUCCUGAACCAGGGCAUCAUCCCGGUGGGACAGAGUGAAGGGAGGACCAGCGGGGCUGGAGAGGCCUACAGCAUCAUGCUGGAUGACAGAGAUGUGGUCAGGCGAAGGCCUCCUGCAAGGCUGGAGUCCCUGAAGGACAAAAAGUUGCAAAGUCUCCACACCAGAGAAGAGAUUGAGGAGAAGAUAAAACUUGCUGAGGAGAGACGCAAGUUAAGGGAAGAUGAGCUCAAGAUGCGUUUAAGGGCCCAGUCAGCGCGCGUUCGUGUCCGCACCUCUGUCUCCGCUACAGUGGAAGAUGAAGACACACCAGUCACCCCCGUGAAGCUGACACAGUCACCUCUCCCCCCAGCACGCAGCGCUGCUGAGGGAGGCGAGAGCGCGAGAGAGGCCAGGAGGUGAUGAUGGAGAGUGUGAAAAAGAAAUGGGCAGAGCGGAGAGGGGAAAAGGGAGAGAGGGGGGAGGAUCGAGUGGAGACGUCAGAGGGGAAGGAGCAGAGCGGCUGAGUGAGGAUGGUGAUGAAGAGGAAGAGUUGAACCAGGUGGAGGAGCUCCAGGCAGCCUCAGGGGAGCUGGAAAGUGAUUCUAGCUUUCAAAACACAGAGGACAAAGAGGAGACAUUUUAAAUUAUUUCAUGAAUCAGCCAUUAAUCAGCAGUGAGGGAGAGAAAAGAGGAAAUAAUUCCUUGUGCACUGAGGAGAGGCAUGAGGAAAAGGAUAGAAAAUACAUUCAUUAAGUAUUUACUGUUUGUAAAGAAACUGAAACACUUAAAAUGAGGCUAAUGUGGAGGUGAAUCUGCAUCAUUUCCACUGCAGGGAGCACAUCAGCCCAUAUGAACUGUGAUAAUAUUGUCGCUCAAUAAUAAGCACAAACGAAUAUGAGGGUUUUCUUUCCAAUGCAAUGUAAAUUAACUCAGUGAACGCUUUAUAAAUAUGACCAGGACGUAAUGUUCUUGCCAACAUACCAAAAUGAAUUUUAUUUUUUACACAAAAAAAAGUAUAUGCAUGUACUGUGGUUGCAGUUUGUGCAGUUGUUCUGCCAGACUUUAGAUGGCGCUGUUUCAGUAGGUUGAAGUUGCGUUGACUGCUCCCUGAAGUCUGUAAGUUCAGCUGUUAGGUGGAGGUGUUGGCAACAUGUGAGGUUGUGCCUAGUUUUGAAAAGUGUGAGGCGGGAAAGUUGUAUUUGAUCAAUAAAGUUCCCAUAUUUCCCUACGUGUUGUUCAAGUGAAAGAGGCGGUGCUGUCAGCGACUUGUCAGAGUAACUCUAAUAACUAACUAAAACUUUAAAAUUGUUGAAUAGUGUUUCUGGUGAUCACUGCUGACA